AUGGCGAACCCUCUCGAUACCGAUGCUGGCUCCGAACUUUUCAGCUCGUAUGAGGCGGAGCUCAAGCUCGUACAGGCCGAUCUGGCGCAAAAGCUGGACCAGAUCCCCGAACUGAGUGGUGAACCGCGCAAGGCUGCCGUCAGCCAGGCUGAACGCGCCUUGGAAGAGGCAGAUGAACUGCUUGGUCAAAUGCGCCUUGAAAAGCAAAACAUCCCUACGUCUGCACGAGCCAAAGUCAACCAGCGCUUCCGCAACUACGAAUCCGACAUCGAUACAAACCGCCGAAAGCUUACGGGCCUCGCCACUAACCGAGCGGCCAUGUUCGGUUCACGCUACACCGACGAACCAUCCGGAUCAACGGAUAUCAAUUUGGAACAGCGACAGCAGUUGCUGUCGGGAACCGAAAGACUCGACCGAAGCACACAACGACUUCUUAGCAGCCAGCGGCUCGCCAGCGAGACAGAGGCUAUCGGAGCUGAAACGUUGGCCGAUUUGCACAGGCAGGGCGAGACUAUCCGCCAUACGCACGAUACUCUUUUGGACAGCGAGGGUUAUGUCGACCGCAGUGUCAAGACCUUGAGGGGGAUGGCUCGGAGAUCCCGUAUCUCCCUCAUCUCCAAGAGCGAUAUUCGCUACGUGGGGACUUUGCACGAGAUCAAUUCGGACGAGUCGACAGUGUCUCUCGAGAAUGUCCGCUCAUUCGGCACAGAGGGUCGCAGGGGCAGGCCUGAAGAGGAGAUAGCACCAUCAGACCAAGUCUAUGAGUACAUCGUUUUCCGCGGAAGCGAUGUCAAGGAUUUGCGAAUUGAGGAGCACCCCGCUAUCAAGGAGAAUAAGCCUCCUGUCAUGCCUGACGACCCUGCCAUUGUCGGAGCCCGAGCUCGUCCUGGAGCGCAAGGACCAAACCAAAACGCUCCUGCUGGAGCUCCCCCCGGAGCCCCCGGCUUUCCACAACACCAAUACCCUCCCAACCAGUUCUACGGUGGCCCUCCGCCUCCGGGCUCUUGGGGACGAGGUGGACCCGGCCCUAUGGCUGGACCAGGUUUUGGCAACGCACCAUUCCCUCCGGGACCUCCACCCCCAGGCUGGUACCCUCCUCCAGGCCAAGGCUUCCCGCCUGGACCUGGUGGUCCGGGUCCAUGGGGCAACGCACCGUUUCCUCCGGGACCCGGUGGUCCCCCGGGCUCUGAAGCUCCUCAAGGUCAGCGGGCUGCACCUGAGCUCUCCGCCACCCAAGAGUCAAAGCCUCCUGUUGGACCAGGUGCAGACAAGUCGAAGGGAGCUCCCCAAACAGAACCCAAAUCUCACGCUCAAGCGGCGAGACAGUCCUCCAACGCGCCUGCUCCUCCAGUCGAUUCCAAGCCGUCGGUGGAAGAGGUAAAGGCAGUUGCUACAACACUGGCAUCGAACGGAGCUGCAAAGGCAACCGAUGCGUCCAAGGCUAUCCCUACUGGUCCCAAAUCGAACCGUGUCCAGCCAGUUUUGCCUCUCACGGGACCAGCAUCCAAGCCUUUCCAGCCUCCCUUUGCGGCAGAAAAAGCUUCCCAGGCAGCUCCUCAGUCUGCAGCUGCUGGGCCAAGCAGUGUACAAGAUGCUACGAGUGCAGCUAGAGCAGCCGUGGCGCUGGCGAUGGCGCAACUGAGCAACACUGGUGGGAAUGCUAUGGAUAAUCUGACCACCAAGGUCCAAGAGAUGCGAGUCAAUGCCAUUAGAGGCGGCAGCGCAAAUCGUGGCCGUGGACGAGGUGGCCGCCCAGCCAAGGUGGAGGUUCCCGACGCAGACUUCGAUUUUGCUCAGUCAAACGCCAAGUUUAACAAGGAAGACUUUGUUAAGGAAGCUGUUGGGGGCUCUCCGUCGAACGAGGCUCCUGCCGCGUCUGCAACAGAAGGCUCAGAGACCCAAGAUGACACCACUCCUGUGGCAUACAACAAGUCGACGUCGUUUUUCGACAACAUCUCCAGCGAAGCGAAGGAGAGAGCCGAAAACAAUGGCCAAAAACCUGGCGGACGCGAGUGGCGCGGCGAGGAGCAGCGCAGAAACAUUGAGACGUUUGGCCAAGGAAGCGUCGACGGUGGAUACCGAAACUACCGUGGUCGUGGUCGCGGACGCGGAACUAGAGGAGGCGGUCGCGGCUUCAGCCGUGGUGGACGAGGAGGUCCUCGUCCCCAGUAUCAGUCAACUGCCGCUGGCCAGUAG
This is a messenger RNA of Trichoderma harzianum CBS 226.95, 2196 nucleotides long. RefSeq lists its product as hypothetical. Gene Ontology annotation, biological process: cytoplasmic stress granule assembly; intracellular protein transport; vesicle-mediated transport. Gene Ontology annotation, cellular component: P-body; membrane. Bases 1 to 2196 code for a protein of 731 amino acids. Lineage: Eukaryota; Fungi; Ascomycota; Sordariomycetes; Hypocreales; Hypocreaceae. Gene Ontology annotation, molecular function: mRNA binding. The record is from RefSeq and is a predicted model, not a curated record. The transcript is spliced from 5 exons.